This is a messenger RNA of Exophiala aquamarina CBS 119918, 1383 nucleotides long. RefSeq lists its product as uncharacterized. The transcript has 2 exons. Bases 1 to 1383 code for a protein of 460 amino acids. The record is from RefSeq and is a predicted model, not a curated record. NCBI's taxonomy places the organism in Eukaryota, Fungi, Ascomycota, Eurotiomycetes, Chaetothyriales, Herpotrichiellaceae.
AUGGAACUAGUUCAAGCCCUUUGGAGAGCCGCCCAGGAGGAGACCGUGCUGCAAAGCAUUGUAACGCUCUUAAUCUUCUGGUUCCAGGUGGAGGCUGACCAUAAACGGGCCUUGGGGCGGCCAGCUAAAGUCUACAAAUCAUUGGCUGAAACCAACCGCCGAUUUGGUCGUCCUCAGCACAGCCAGCAAACUGCUAUGGUUUGGAGGAAGCAACUGGAUGUCCAUCUUCCUCGAGAUGGAUCAGAGAUAAAGCAUAUCUCUACAUCUAUUGCUGGAACUACCCAGCGACAGACAUCAACGCAACCACGAGCAAUGACUUUGAGUUGGAUUGUAACCUUUCUCACUACAUUGGGAGCCUGUGUACCUUUGGUCAGCUUCUACCUCGAUCGGCGGCGUCUAAAAUCAGAACCGAUUUCAGCGGUUCCAGGUAUGCGAUCCAUCGCAUAUGCACAAGCAAGAGCUAUCAAUAAUGUGGAUUUUAACCCACUCAUCGACAUGCUCAGCGGGCUAGACGGUACUCUUGAGACGGCUAUGGCCCUGCUGGGAAAAUAUCACGCAGCUGGCCUAAUUGCUAAAGCCCUUUCGACAACGUUUACCUUGUUUAUGGGCAGAGAAGCCAUUAAAGAGCUCAGAAAGAUCUCUUCUCACCUUGAAACUAUAGCUAGAACAAUGACGGCAAACUCUAGCUUUGGCGAUUUCUUCCCUCAACAUGUGUUUGAGUUUAUUAAUGCAGAGAUUUCUCGUUAUCAAUCCGAGAAUGAAGAUAAAACACUCCAUUUAUUCUUCGUCUACAACCCGGGGACAGAGUGGUAUCCUAAGUUCGAUGCGCUUAGGAAAGCAAAUCCUUUGCCCCCAGCAUUCUCUGGUUGCUACCACAAUCUCGAACUAUUAUGUGGCAUUCUGCAGUACGUUGUACGACCAGCUGUUGGCCCAGACGCAAUCUUCCAUGUCUUAAUACCUUCAAACGUGCCAAUCUUCUUUUAUGAACCUCUAGUGUUCCCUUCAGCUAUUGGGAAGCUCCACAUCACCGGAGAGUUGGAAGCAGUCAAUAAUGGGUGCCCUUACAUUUGGAUGCACAUACGCGGCGCCCAAAAGCACCUGACUCUUGACAAUGUCGCAAACAUAAGGGAGCCCGAGACCUGGCAAAACGCUGCGGCGGCGGCGGCGGGCAUGGGAGCCUGGGCGAUUACCGGAGGCAGCGCGUUGCUUUCUACUGUGGCUUUGGCCCCAUUCAUUGGCCCAGCAGCUGUCAUUUGGUUUUUGGCUGCAGGAGCUGGUGGCAUAUAUGGCUCAGCGGCCAUCGCAGAGUCGGUUAUGCAAUUAGACGCCUGGAAGAUCCCGCCAAGAGUCCUAGGAUCAACUUUCAGUGAUGAGCACCAGUGA